GUUGACAAACAGCUCCAAGGGAGCGUUUGGAGCAGCUCUCCGUCAGCUGGUGCGCGUGUGGCAGGUGCGCACGGCGGGUGAUUUACGCUUCUCCCUCGUGCGGGACGGUGACGCGGGGUCACAACCCCACAUGAGUCCGUCACAUGAGCGCGUCAGAGCCAGAAGUGACUAGGAAAGAUCUCAGCGACGGUAUACAGGAGAGAGUCCUCUGAUUCUGCUGGUCAGCAUGAGAUUGUCAGUCUCUUGAUGGGUCUCAGGAACUCAGUCAGAUGAAAUCUUGAGGUAAAAGUGUGCUUUAGUGCCCAGAGAUUCAGCACCUGUUCGGGCACCUGUGAGCAGGCCGUCCUGCCUGUGUCUGUAUGGAUGGGAAUGGCAGCAUCAGCUGUUGGUGGGAAUCACUUAUACACAUUAUGGAAACACAUUGGGAUCAUUGUUACAACAGUCCUACUCUUUAAUGCUCCUUCAGCAGUAGGCGCACAGUGUCGAAUCUUGCGGUGCAACUCUGAUUUCGUGGCUGCGACUUUGGAAAUUGGUGUCAUUGGGGGAGGUGGUAAGGAGGGCGCUAAUGCCGGCUACUGCAGCGCCCUGCGGUCCUAUGCACUCUGCACCCAGCGAACGGCCCGAGCGUGCCGUGGAGACCUGGCGUACCACUCUGCCGUGCAGGGCAUCGAGGACCUGCUCAUUCAACACCGCUGUCCCAAAACAGGCCCCACAGCUCAGCCGCAACCCCCGCCCCGGGCGUCCCCUCUCUCAGGGGACGGAUGCUUCUAUGAAAAGGGGUUUAUGCAGAGGGAGGGCCGGGCCCCAGAAUACCUGCACUGCGGGGUGUUUGGAGACCCACAUAUCCGCACCUUUAAUGAGGAGUUCCAGACGUGUGCUGUGCAGGGUGCCUGGCCUCUCAUAGACAACCAGAACCUGUACAUUCAGGCCACCAGCACACCCACUAGAGGGAGCUCUUACACCACUGUACUCACAAAGAUUACGGUUAUCUUGAAGAACUGGCGCGAGUGUGCAGAGCUGCAGAUAUAUCAAGCGGAGCUGGAUAAUGUUCCUCCGGCGUUUGUGGAUGGUUCUGUGACCGGCGGUGAUCGCAGAGGACAUCAGAGCCUGCGCGUUCACUCUCACGACCCUGGCAGACACGCUGAGAUCUGGGCUACGCAUAUCGGGACGACGAUAGUGGUGCGACAGGUCGGCCGGUCGCUGAGUCUGUCCGUACGCUCCCCUCGUGCAAUUGUUGAGUCCUAUACGCCUGAGCAGGACUUGCAGUUGUGCGUAUGGGGGUGUCCGGUCUCGCAGCGUCUGGAGAUGCCGUAUGCGCAUCCAUCCAUGCCUGCGUACACACACUGCUCCUCACUGCUUCCGGUGAGGGAUGUGUAUUUCCAUGCUUGCUUGUUUGAUUUACAGGUCACUGGAGAUUUGAACGGUAGUGCAUCAGCUGUCGCUGCAUUAGAGGACGCUCGUGCGAUGAUUUCGGACCCUAAUAGGGUUCACCUACUGACAGACAGGGCAGGUAACAACCCUCCGUCAUUGCCAGUGGUGCUGGCAUUAAUCGUCUUUGUGGAGACUCUCAGACAUGCUUUCUUGGGCCCAGUGUGACAUCAAAAACACUGCACUAAAACAUGAUAUUUAAGGGAUAUUUAUACAGUUGUUCAGUGUUUACAUCUCAGUGGUUUGGAAGUUUGUGUUUUGUGAAUCAAGGCUGUCUGGAACGGCCAUGGGAGAAAAAUAAUUUUAUUGUAUUUGUUUCAGUGUCAAAUGCACAUGAAGUGAGCUAAUUAUAAAUGUAACAUAUUUGUGGAUAUUUUUAUCUGGAUCAACGUGAUUAACCUUUGAAAAAAUAAGCAAAAAUGCAAAUAUGAGUGAUAUUUGCUCAUGUAUGUUUUCUCAAAGCUGGAUGAAAUUUAUGCAGGAGUGUAUUUAUAAUAAAGAAGAAAUUAAAAAUA
Messenger RNA from Labeo rohita (rohu), 1943 nucleotides. It is a transcript of the gene hjv, whose product is annotated as hemojuvelin BMP co-receptor. Gene Ontology annotation, biological process: BMP signaling pathway. Lineage: Eukaryota; Metazoa; Chordata; Actinopteri; Cypriniformes; Cyprinidae. The record is from RefSeq and is a predicted model, not a curated record. Gene Ontology annotation, cellular component: plasma membrane. The transcript has 5 exons. Gene Ontology annotation, molecular function: coreceptor activity. The coding region runs from base 364 to 1596 and encodes 410 amino acids.